UGAUCCUGGAUAGUAGGACCAGACACUAAUAUUGUAUCCAUAGAUCCUGAAACCUGCCGAAAAGAAACAAAAGUACGUACCGAAGUUCAGCAACAGCAGACCGUCAACUCCUCGUAGCAAAGGAGCUUGAUCUUUUCCUUUCAGUCACUCAUUCAGAACAAAUGCCAACAAUCAUUACAGCAGGUUUGGACGCCGAUAGACAGCGACAUCUCGACAGCCCUCCCGAGUCCCGACGCCGAUCUAAUUUUGCGAGUCCGACCCCAGCAUAUUCGAAAUCGCCUUCGCACCCAUGGCAACCCAAUUACUCUUCGACAUUUGUACGCCAACACCCCUUUCCCAGUCUUUGUAUGCGAGAGCGGCGCAUCACAUUCUGUAACGAGUACCACGAUUGCGAACUGCCUCGGCACUACCAACGGCGCUUUAGACGGUCUGACGCACUUCGCUUUGCCUCUCGUGCUCGCCGGCGAAACAAGAGGUUGAAGAUCAGAGGUCGUUUGCUGUGUUCGGAAGGACAGAAAAGAGGACAUGACUUACGGCUGCGCUACGAUCACGGUUGUCACAUCGGCUACGGUUUCGCAUGGCUUUCUCUCAAUACGUUGACAUUCUUGAUCUGGGCUGCGUGGUGUGGGAGCAUUUGGAAGUCUCAUGGGUGGGCCUCAUCAGCGGGCUUGUUUCUACGUUUGGUCCCCACUCUGUUUCGGGCGGAGGACGAGGCUUCAACACUCGAUCGAUAAUGUCUGUCAUUUCUUUACUUUGUCACGUUCAAUGAGCAACCCUUUGGGGAUGUAAGCUAUGAAAGCGGUUCACGCGUAUGCAUCAUUUAUCAUGCGUCUGGGUGCCUCUCGUUCCUCUCGUUGCUAUGCCGGUCACCAUGAUUCACACGGGUUUCUUUACUAUCAGACAGGUCUUCACAGCUCCCGUUCGACGCAAUGCAAUAUCUUUACACUC
Molecule: messenger RNA, 948 nt
Organism: Macroventuria anomochaeta
Lineage: Eukaryota; Fungi; Ascomycota; Dothideomycetes; Pleosporales; Didymellaceae
Exons: 1
Coding region: 162-734 (190 amino acids)
Source: RefSeq, a predicted model, not a curated record